UGACAAUGAAGCCUUUUACUGCAUAUCCUUCUGGGUUUAUCGUAUUCCUGUUUGCCUUGCUGCAGAGGAGCCAUGGGCAAUGCAAAGAAGCAGCUAAAAAAUCAGAGAUGAAUCUUGGUGUAAAAUAUGAUCUUCCUAACUUCAUUGCAGACACACCAAUUCAGAAUGUAGUUUUAUACAAGCAUCAUAUUUAUAUUGGAGCAGUCAAUAAGAUUUACGUACUAAACGAAACUCUCCAGAACAUUUCUGUGUACAAGACUGGGCCUGUUUUGGAGAACCCUGACUGUGCACCAUGUGAAGACUGCCGAGAUAAAGCCAAUUUAUCUAACAGCAUAUGGAAGGAUAACGUCAACAUGGCACUGCUUUUAGAAACUUAUUAUGAUGAUCAACUCAUUAGCUGUGGUAGUGUGUCCGGAGGCAUCUGCCACCGUCACAUCAUUCACCCUGACAACCCUGCUGACAUUGAAAGCGAGGUGCACUGCAUGUACUCACCCCAGGCAGAUGGAGAAGCAGAUAACUGUCCUGAUUGUGUUGUUAGCACUUUAGGAACCAAAGUUUUGGUGACUGAAAAGGACAGGUUUGUCAACUUUUUUGUUGGAAAUACUGUGACAUCUACAUUUCAACCUCCCCAUGUGCUGCAUUCAGUAUCGGUUAGAAGAUUAAAAGAAACGCAGGACGGUUUUGAGUUUCUCACAGAUCAGUCUUAUAUAGAUAUCCUCCCUCAGUUCCGUGACUCGUAUCCUAUUAGGUAUGUCCAUGCCUUUGAAAAUGAUCACUUUGUCUAUUUUUUGACUGUACAGAGAGAAACUCUUGACUCACAAUCUUUUCACACUAGAAUUAUCCGCUUCUGCACUUUAGACUCAGAGAUGCGUUCCUACAUGGAAAUGCCUCUUGAGUGCAUUUUUACUGAAAAGCGAAGGAAGAGGUCCAUCCGAAAGGAGGUAUUCAACAUUUUGCAAGCUGCCUACGUAAGCAAGCCUGGUGCAGCUCUAGCACACGAAAUGGGCCUUGGGCUCAACGAUGAUAUCCUCUAUGGUGUUUUUGCACAAAGCAAACCAGACUCUUCUGAACCAACCAACCGAUCUGCUGUCUGCGCCGUCUCUGUGCGAACCAUCAAUGAGUUCUUCAACAAGAUUGUUGACAAGCAGAACAUGAAAUGCCUCCAACACUUUUAUGGGAAAGAGAGCAAAUACUGCUUGAACAGGGCUUUUUCAAGAAAUGCUUCGUACUGCAGAGCACAAGAUGAUGAAUAUCGCUUAGAAGUUACGACUCCUCUGCAGAGGGUUGACUUGUUCAUGGGCCAGUUCAACAGUGUCCUGUUGACUUCGAUAUCCGUCUUCACCAAAGGGAACCUUACCAUUGCUAACCUGGGAACUUCAGAGGGCCGCUUCAUGCAGAUAGUGGUUUCCCGUUCAGAAUCCACAACUCCACAUGUCAGCUUUCAGCUAGACUCCCACCCCAUCUCUCCCCAGGUUGUUGUCAAGAAUUCAUUAGCAGAUGAUGGCUAUACCCUGGUAGUGACUGGGAAAAAGAUAACAAAGAUCCCUCUGAAGGGGCCAGGCUGCCAUCACUUCAGGUCCUGCAGCCAGUGCCUGCUGGCACCAGCCUUCAUGCAGUGUGGCUGGUGCAGCCAGCAGUGCCUCAGGUCUUCUGAGUGCCCCAGCAGCACCUGGACCCAGGACACCUGCUUGCCUAGGGUUUAUGAGAUUCUCCCAAGCAGCGCUCCCAUAGAAGGCGGGACAAAAUUGACACUGUGUGGAUGGGACUUUGGAUUCAGCAAAAAUAAUAGAUUUGAAUUAAAAAAUACUGUAGUCCAUAUUGGAGGACAAAUUUGUCCUCUAGAAGCAAAAUCUAGCAACAAAAAUAGGCUGGAAUGCACAGUUCCUGCUGCAAAAAGUCCAAGAUUUAAUAUAUCCAGUAGUGUCUCUGUUGGACAUGGCAAAACACUAUUCAAUACAUUUUCAUACGUGAAUCCUGUAAUAACAAAUAUAUCUCCCACCUAUGGCCCCAAAUCUGGAGGAACAUUGCUGACUGUAGCUGGAAAAUACCUAGACAGUGGGAAAUCCAUGAGGAUUUUUGUUGGGGAGCAGCCAUGCACUUUGAAAAGUCCUCCCAGCAUAUCGGCGAGCACUGUGGAGUGCUACACUCCAGCACAGCAGAUUCCCCAGGAAUAUCGUGUGAGAAUGGAAAUCGAUGAAGCUAUUCGAGACACAAGCAGCCAUUUCACAUACAGAGAAGACCCAGUUGUUUUAAAAAUUCAUCCAGCCAAAUCUUUUCUUAGUGGUGGAAGUACAAUCACAGCUCAGGGAAUCAACUUGAACUCAGUGUGCUUUCCUCAGAUGGUGAUUACUGUACCUAAACUAGGAAUGAACUUCUCUGUGGCGUGUAGCCACCGCUCUAGCUCAGAGAUAAUCUGCUGUACAACACCUUCACUGAAAGAUUUCAAUCUCCAACCACCCUUUGUGACCAAAGUGUUCUUUAUUUUUGAUGGUGUCAGCUCCCUGUACUUUGAUUUUGAUUACGUAAAUAAUCCUGUAUUUAAGCAUUUUGAAAAGACAGUGUUCAUCUCAAGAGGCAACCAAAAUGUUCUGGAAAUUAAGUGGAAGCAAGAAGUUUUGUCAACAGUUAUCGGAAAAGUGCUGAUCCGGCAAGAUCAGAAUUUCACGGGACUAAUUGCUGGAAUUCUUUCAACAUCAAUCUUAAUUUUUAUUUUUUUGGUGGUUUUCUUCUGGAGAAGGAAGAAGAAACAAAUCAAAGAUCUGGGAAGUGACCUAGUUCGUUAUGAUGGCAGAGUGCACACUCCUCACCUGGACAGGCUGGUGAGUGCAAGGAGUGUAAGUCCAACAACAGAAAUGGUUUCAAGCGAAUCUGUAGACUACAGAUCAACUUUUCUAGAAGAUCAGUUUCCAAGCAUGUCUCAGAAUGGAUCAUGCAGACCUGCCCAGUAUCCUCACUCUGACCUCUCCCCGAUUCUGUCUAGUGGAGACUCAGAUUUAGCCAGUCCACUUCUCCAAAGUAAUGUCCACAUAGACAUCAGUGCCUUAAAUCCUGACCUGGUCAAAGAAGUGCAGCACGUGGUUAUUGGUGCCGACAGUCUGAUCGUUCACUUCAGUGAAGUAAUAGGAAGAGGACAUUUUGGCUGUGUGUACCAUGGGACAUUGCUGGAUAACGAUAGCAGGAAAAUUCAUUGUGCUGUGAAGUCACUGAAUAGGAUUACAGACCUGGAAGAAGUAGCUCAGUUUCUGAAAGAAGGAAUAAUCAUGAAAGAUUUCACUCAUCCCAAUGUUCUGUCACUCCUGGGAAUCUGUUUGCCCAAUGAAGGAUCCCCAUUAGUUGUUCUUCCAUACAUGAAACAUGGAGAUCUUCGAAACUUCAUUAGGAAUGAGACUCAUAAUCCAACAGUAAAAGAUUUAAUUGGAUUUGGCCUUCAGGUUGCAAAAGGAAUGAAAUACCUUGCAAGUAAAAAGUUUGUCCAUAGAGAUUUGGCAGCAAGAAACUGUAUGUUGGAUGAAAAAUUCACUGUCAAGGUUGCUGAUUUUGGUCUUGCUAGAGAUGUCUAUGAUAAAGAGUACUACAGUGUGCACAAUAAAACAGGAGCUAAACUGCCAGUGAAAUGGAUGGCUUUAGAAAGUUUACAAACUCAGAAGUUUACAACAAAGUCAGAUGUGUGGUCCUUUGGUGUAUUGUUAUGGGAACUUAUGACACGAGGGGCACCACCUUAUCCUGAUGUAAAUUCUUUUGAUAUAACUGUUUACUUACUACAAGGAAGAAGGCUGCUGCAACCUGAAUACUGCCCGGAUCCACUGUAUGAAGUCAUGCUGAAGUGCUGGCAUCCGAAACCUGAGAUGCGUCCAGCAUUUUCUGAACUUGUUUCAAAAAUAUCAACAAUCUUCUCCACUUUUAUUGGGGAACACUAUGUUCAUGUCAAUGCUACUUAUGUCAAUGUCAAGUGCAUUGCUCCUUAUCCUUCUCUUCUGUCGUCACAAGACAACACAGAUGUGGAUGUUGACACAUGACGGUCUUCAAUGGCAACAUUUCUUCCCACACCUCUUGAAAGGAUGGACAACAGGAUGAGGACUGGGAGAGCAAAGCCCAUCCCACUGUAAGCAAAGACCAGGUUCAUAACCACCCAGGGAACCUGAAUGUGCACAAGUCUAUGGGACCUGAUGAAAUGUAUCCCAGAGUCCUGAAGGAACUGGCUGAUGCAGUUGCCAAGCUGCUCUCUAUGAUAUUCAAAAAGUCACAGCAGUCAGGGAAAGUCCCAGGUGACUGGAAAAAUGGGAACAGUGUACCUAUCUUAAAGAAGAGAACAGAGAACAACCCUGGGAACUACCAACCUGUCAGCCUCACCUCUGUGCCUGGGAAGGUCAUGGAACAGAUCCUCCUAGAAGGCACAGAAAGGACAGGGUGAUCCUUCACCAGGAUUCAAGACACCAGCACAGUUUCUCCAAGGGCAAAUCCUUCCUGGCCAACCUAGUGGCCUUCUAUGAUGGAGUGACUACAACAGUGGACAAGUAGAGGUGUACAGAUGUCAUUUAUCUGGGCUUCUCUAAAGUUUUGCCCCCCACAACCUAAAGAAAUGGCUUUAGGCCUUCUUUUUACUCUCUUCUUGGAUCACACAACCCAGUGAAUUAUCUACUCUUAAUGCUAAGUUAUGACCAGAGAAGCAAUUUUGAAAAGAGAUAGUAAAUAAAACUUCUAUUCAUUAGGGAAGAGUACUAUAACUGUAGGGCAAACAUCACAUGUCAUUUCUGUUCCUGUGGAAUUCUGUGCAUACUACUGUAUAGUUUGUUUAGAAUAGGAUAAAACUGGGUUUGCUGGUGUAAACACAUAAAGUAUUCUAUUUUUAUAUUAAAAAAAAAAGUUUAUUUUUAAUGACAUUUACAAAGUUUGGUUAGGCCACAAAAUACUGCACUGUGAACAUUUCAGAAAACAUAUGUCAAUGUACAUGAUUAAAACUGUAGCAACCUUAAGAAAUACUGUGUAAAUAUUAAAAAGGAAAAGAACUGACUGUAAACACACUCCACCCUAAGUAUAAUAUCUCCAUUGCUGCAGGCCAACCAUUUUAAGAUCUUCAAAGAGAGGUAAUACAGAUAAAGAACUGAUAUAAGGGAGAUAUAUUGUUCUUAGGAGAGUGUAUUAUAACUGAAAGAUUUAUAAUGAGGGCACAGUGUGUAGGCAAGCUAUGAGCAGAUAAUAUUGUAUUGUGUUUCAUCACCACUUUCAUUUCAGAAAUGAACUUUCAUGUCUGCUGAGAGUGAUACUAAUUGUAGAUUGCUCAAGGACAAAAGGUUUUGCUGCAGGCAAAAAAGAAUCAUCUCUAUGGUUGUUAAAACAGCUAAGGAAGUUAAUGACACAUAGAUUUGGAGAAGUUACUCCAAACUUGUACGUACAUGCUUAAGGAAUGCUGCAAUGUGAAACAGAGGACAUUUUUACUGUUUGUGAACUUUUGCUUAAUAAAGUUAAUGUUGUGUCUGGGACACCUGUAAGAAUAUGUGAUUCUGGUAAAGAUUUGAUGUUAGCAAGUUCAUAUAUCAGCAAAGAGCUGAAUGGUACUUAUGUUUAUAGUUGUUGUCAUGACCGAAUAAACAUGUUAUUAAAAUGAA
This is a messenger RNA of Vidua macroura (Pin-tailed whydah), 5606 nucleotides long. It is a transcript of the gene MET, whose product is annotated as MET proto-oncogene, receptor tyrosine kinase. Gene Ontology annotation, molecular function: semaphorin receptor activity; transmembrane receptor protein tyrosine kinase activity; ATP binding. The record is from RefSeq and is a predicted model, not a curated record. Gene Ontology annotation, cellular component: membrane; semaphorin receptor complex. NCBI's taxonomy places the organism in Eukaryota, Metazoa, Chordata, Aves, Passeriformes, Viduidae. The transcript has 20 exons. The coding region runs from base 6 to 4016 and encodes 1336 amino acids. Gene Ontology annotation, biological process: positive regulation of kinase activity; regulation of cell migration; positive regulation of axonogenesis.